Molecule: messenger RNA, 855 nt
Organism: Haliotis rubra (blacklip abalone)
Lineage: Eukaryota; Metazoa; Mollusca; Gastropoda; Lepetellida; Haliotidae
Product: BTB and MATH domain-containing protein 38-like
Exons: 1
Coding region: 1-855 (284 amino acids)
Molecular function (GO): protein binding
Source: RefSeq, a predicted model, not a curated record
AUGGCGGAGAACCUGGCAUCAGACGAUAGUUCUGAGGACGAAAAUGUUAUGUUUACCAGUGAAUCCGCCACAACAGAUCUUAUAAUCGUAGUCGAGGAUAAGAAGAUCUUUGUUGAACGGAUUGUCCUGGCGUUAUCGUCGCCUGUUUUCUGCCGCAUGUUUCAUUCAGAUUUCAAGGAGAAGUCUGCACAGGAGAUCCCUCUCCCGGGCAAGAAAUACAGAGACUUUGUGGAAUUUCUUCUGUGUAUCUACCCCUCGACGAUGAAACAGAUCGACAAGGACAACGUGGAUGUCGUCUUGUCCUUAGCAGACGAGUACCAAAUGGAACAACUGAAGAAACGUUGCGAGACGUACCUGUUAUGCCGAUGCGAGAAAAACAACCCUUCGAACAGCGAUCUCGCUCAUAUACUCUACCUAUCCGAUCGGUACUGUUUGAGAAAGGCGUUUGAUAAAUUUGCAAGCAUGGCAGUUUACAGGCCAACAUACGUAAUGAAGUCCUACUCUGACUUCAAUUCGCUGAGCGGAGAUGCUAAGGCCGAUAUUUUGUUCCGACGCCUGGAACUGAUAGAACGCCCUUCAAGAGAAAUUCUUCGACAUCUACCCGGAUUAAUCACGGCCAUCCAGAACAGCUCGCUCGACUGUGGACGGAAUCACAAAGAGCGGGUGGCAAGCGGCAGGUGCUUGGAAUGCAUCACCUCCAUCCUGAACGUCAACAGCAUCGAGUGUUUGCGACAGCUUCGACAAUGUAAAUCCCUCACCGAUAAACUGGUAUCUGCUUUCAAGGACGAUAAUACGUAUGUUGUCAAGAAGAAGGUAGCGAUUGCUGACAUGCCGAAUGUGUAUCGACCUCUCUAA